Molecule: messenger RNA, 1565 nt
Organism: Trichobilharzia regenti
Lineage: Eukaryota; Metazoa; Platyhelminthes; Trematoda; Strigeidida; Schistosomatidae
Source: the annotation of a GenBank genome assembly
AAUUCUGAAGAGCAGAUACCAAACACUGGAAUCCCUUUGUUCAAGAGUGAAGAAAAGCAUUACUGUAGUUGCUCGUAAUUCUGAUUUGAAACUUUGCGUCUCAGCGUCUGCCAGCAUGGGACUCAAACCUGAUGAGUUGAUAAUCCAGGGGAAAAGAGAACUGGUGUGUGGGAACAUCAUCAAAGCGGUCGAAAGCUUUGAAAAAGCGUGCGAGGUUCUAUCUCUUACGUUAGGUGAUUUACACGAAAAGCUUGCCACUCCAAAUUUGCUUUAUGGUACUGCUCUCCUCGAAUUAUCGCGAAUGGAAAGCAGUGUUAUUGGCAAUGCACUGGAUGGAAUACCUGAUGUCGGUGAUGACUCAGAAUCAGAUGAUGAAGCCGUUGAACCUACAGCCCUAACAGCUGAGGAGAAGGAUGAUCUAUCCAAUCAAGUAAUAGAUGCAAUGGUGGAGGAACAGAAGCAGGAGGACCAUGAGUCUGAUGAUUCGGAGACAAGUGACGAAAAUGGUGAACUUAGUGCGACUGAUAAGACCGCCGGGGAAAACUCACCAGUCGACACUGCUGCAGAUGUGGAGGUUCCAGCUGAGGGUGAUAAAUCGGAUGGAGAGGAGACUGAAAAUGGAGGUACGGAAAUGCCUACAUCUGAUGAUGGUGAAGAAGUGUCAAACCUCCAAAUCGCUUGGGAAGUUAUUGAAGUCGCAAAAAAUAUAUUCUCACAAAAGAAUGAUGAUGACAGCAAGUUAAGUGUAGCUGAAUGUUUGGAGAAACUUGGUGAAAUUAGUCGGGAGAAGGAGGAUUAUGAUCAGGCGAUAGAAGACCUGAAGGAGUGCUUGCAAAUCCGAUUGGGCGUUCUGGGCAAGUCAGAUCGUUCUGUUGCAGAAUGCUACUAUCAACUAGCUGCAACCUACGCCGUUUCCGGAGACCUAGGUAACGCAAAGAGCUCUUUUGAAGAAUCAGUUAACUGCCUUAAGAAGCUAGCGGAAGAUAUUAGAAUAAAAAUAGCACUAAUCAAAGAAGAUACUAAGGAAGAAGAAAGUUUACUACAAACACACCUUAAAGAAUUAGAGACUCUCAUUUCGGAUAUCGAGAAGCGCUGCGCAGAAAUCGAGGAAGAUCGAUUAGCUGGCAAUGUGAUUACUUCUGGACCAACCGUCGAACCAUCUAACGGUGACGUUGAGCCGGCGGACGAUAUAUCACACUUAGUAAGAAAGAAACGCCCUGUUGCCGCUACUGUUUCCGAAAAUUCUUCUGAAGUUCAAAAUAUUCAAACAGACGGACACAGUCAUCCCGACCCAAAGAAACCAAAACUUACUGAUAGCAAUGGGGUAAAAAUUCCUGCCGAAGAAGAAAUCUAGGCGGUGAGUGUGUCCCACUACAACCAAAGAUGCCUCGGGAACUGCAUUUAACUUGCAUAGAUUUUUACAAAGCAUUUAUACUAUUUUUUGACACAACAUUCGUUAUGAACUUUUUCGGUGAACUGAAUUAAAUACCUGGGAGUAAUGUGUGUAGUUUGUUUUCCAUUAUACAUACAUGGCAUAUGUCAAUGAAAAUAUUUACCCUUGCGUA